Opisthocomus hoazin is the source of this 2474-nucleotide messenger RNA. The record is from RefSeq and is a predicted model, not a curated record. Lineage: Eukaryota; Metazoa; Chordata; Aves; Opisthocomiformes; Opisthocomidae.
CCUUCGCGGAUUACAUCCUGAUGGAGCCCAGCGAGGAGUACGCUCCCAUCUUCGCCAUCAUGCAGGAGAAGAUCUACAUGAGUAAAAUCGUCGUCGAGUUCCUGCAGAACAACCGCGACGUCAGCUACGAGGACCUGCUCAACAAAAUCGAGACCACCGUGCCUCCCGCGGGGCUCAACUUCAACCGCUUCACAGAGGACUCGCUCCUGCGACAUGCCCAGUUCGUGGUGGAGCAGGUGGAGAGCUACGACGAAGCCGGGGACAGCGAUGAACCCCCCGUCCUCAUCACCCCCUGCAUGAGGGACUUGAUCAAGUUGGCCGGGGUCACCCUGGGGAAGAGGCGAGCUGUCAGGCGGCAAGCCAUCCGGCACCCCACCAAGAUAGACAAGGACAAGGGUCCCACCAAAGCCACCACCACCAAGCUGGUGUACCUCAUCUUCGACACCUUCUUCUCGGAGCAGAUCGAGAAGGACGAGAAGGAGGACGACAAGGAGAACGCCAUGAAGCGCCGGCGCUGCGGCGUCUGCGAGGUCUGCCAGCAGCCCGAGUGCGGGAAGUGCAAGGCUUGCCAGAACAUGGUGAAGUUUGGGGGCAGUGGACGGAGCAAGCAGGCUUGUUUGCAGAGGAGGUGUCCCAACUUGGCCGUCCGGGAAGCUGAUGAGGACGAGGAGGUGGAUGACAACAUCCCCGAGAUGCCGUCGCCCAAGAAGAUGCUGCAGGGCAGGAAGAAGAAGCAGAACAAGAGUCGGAUCUCCUGGGUGGGGGAGCCCAUCAAGAGCGAUGGGAAGAAGGACUACUACCAGCGGGUCUGCAUCGACUCGGAGACUCUGGAGGUGGGAGACUGCGUCUCCGUCAGCCCCGACGACCCCACCAAGCCCCUCUACCUCGCCAGGGUGACAGCCAUGUGGGAGGACAGCAGUGGGCAGAUGUUCCACGCGCACUGGUUCUGCCCCGGCUCGGACACCGUCCUGGGGGCCACCUCUGACCCCCUGGAACUCUUCUUGGUGGACGAAUGCGAGGACAUGCAGCUCUCCUACAUCCACGGCAAAGUCAAAGUGAUCUACAAGGCGCCCUCGGAGAACUGGUCGAUGGAGGGCGGGCUGGACAUGGAGAUCAAGAUGGUGGAAGACGACGGGAGGACUUACUUCUACCAGAUGUGGUACGACCAGGAGUACGCUCGGUUCGAAUCCCCCCCGAAAACUCAGCCCACGGAAGACAACAAAUACAAGUUCUGCAUGAGCUGCACGCGCCUGGACGAGGUGAGGCACAAGGAGAUCCCCAAAGUGGCUGAGCCUCUGGAGGAAGGCGACGGGAAGAUGUUCUACGCCAUGGCCACCAAGAACGGGGUGCAGUACAGGGUGGGGGAUGGCGUCUACCUCCUGCCGGAAGCCUUUUCCUUCAGUAUGAAACCCGCCAGCCCAGCCAAGCGCCCCAAAAAGGAGGCAGUGGAUGAGGAGCUGCACCCGGAGCACUACCGCAAGUACUCGGAGUACAUCAAGGGCAGCAACCUGGAUGCCCCCGACCCUUACCGCGUGGGCCGCAUCAAAGAGAUCUUCUGCAACAUCCGCAGCAACGGCAAACCCAACGAGGCCGACAUCAAGCUGCACAUCUGGAAGUUUUACAGACCCGAAAACACGCACAAGUCGAUGAAAGCCAGCUACCACGCGGACAUCAACCUCCUGUACUGGAGCGACGAGGAGACGACGGUCGACUUCCACGCCGUGCAGGGCCGUUGCACGGUGGUGUACGGGGAAGACCUGACCGAGAGCAUCCAGGACUACUCCGCUGGCGGGCUCGACCGCUUCUACUUCUUGGAGGCUUACAACGCAAAAACCAAGAGCUUCGAGGAUCCCCCCAACCACGCUCGGAGCUCUGGCAAUAAAGGGAAGGGGAAGGGCAAAGGGAAAGGUAAGGCUGCUCGCGGGGGGAGGUCUCGGACGUCGCUCCGUCCUCGCUCCCGUGUUCCUCUCUCUCCUCGCAGCUACUGCGACUACUACAGACCGCGGUUCUUCCUUCUGGAGAACGUCAGGAACUUCGUGUCCUUCAAGCGUUCCAUGGUGCUGAAGCUCACCCUGCGCUGCCUCGUCCGCAUGGGUUACCAGUGCACCUUCGGGGUCCUACAGGCUGGGCAGUACGGCGUGGCCCAGACGCGGCGGAGAGCCAUCGUCCUCGCCGCGGCUCCCGGCGAGAAGCUGCCCAUGCGGCGGUCGGACGGCACGACCACGCGCAAGCUGCGGUACACGCACCACGAGAAGAAAAACGGCCGCAGCAGCUCCGGGGCGUUGCGGGGGGUCUGCUCCUGCGCCGAAGGCAAGCCCUGCGACCCCGCGGAUCGGCAAUUCAACACCCUCAUCCCCUGGUGCCUGCCCCAUACCGGCAACCGGCACAACCACUGGGCCGGGCUUUACGGGCGCCUGGAGUGGGACGGCUUCUUCAGCACCACCGUCACCAACCCCGAGCCCAUGGGCAAGCAG